UACGGAAAUACACCCCAGAGAUAAGCAUCAAUGUUGCGCACUUCUAAAAAGCAGCUCCAGCAUUUCAGUAGCAGUGCAUGCAUUUUUCUUCUUAAAAUUGACUAUUUUUUCCCUGGUUCUUUGGAUUUGUGUAUGUGUGUAACUUGUAAUGUGGAGUUAUGUAGCCAUUUAAGAUAAUUCCUGAGGAUUGAACCAAGUUACAUCAACUGCUGGGAACAGCACCGACAAGAAAGACAGCAUCUACACUUUCUGCAUCAACUUUUGAGUUUUCACAGGUCAAAAUGGCGAGCUCCUUCUCUUUUUGGCUUUCCUGUGGUUAUCUGUUUCCUCUGUUCUUGAUCAUGGGAACUCUCGGUGUUGGUACUGAGUGUGGGGUGACGACUUCUGUCAAAACUUUGGAAGAGAUGGACAGAGAUCUGCCCAAUCCAUCCAAAUGUGUGCUGGACUGCACUACGGGGACCUACAUGAGAAAGCUGCAGGUCCGAGACACUCGGACGAUGCGCUUUAAAGACUCAUCAGCAGGUGACCAAGGAGAAUACUGCUGGUCAACACAGAUUAAGUGUGAGGCUGGAGAACAUUUGGAGCGUGCUUACAUCCUGCUGCCUGUUGAUAAAUCUCAGCUGGAGGAGUCCAUGGGACUGAAGAUGACUCUACCCCCCAUUACAGAUGCACUGUGGCCUCACCGCCAACAAACACUACUCCCCAACAACUGUGGCCUUCAAUUCAACAUCACGUCCCAUUUUACCACAGGACCGAGGGAGCCAAAGCUUUGUGUCAAGGUCAAUUUCCAGGAGAGCAUUGUGGGAAAUGGAGUCCUCAGAUGUCCCCCUUUCAUGGUGACAAUGUGGCAGAAAAAGCAGAAUCACUCACCGACAAAUCAAGAAAGAGAGUGAAUGGACAUGAGAUCAUUUGACUACCAUCCAAAAUACUGGUUGGUAACACGCUUGGUGUGCCAUUGCCUCUCAAGUUACUUCAAUAGAAGUCCACAGAGUUAUUAAGUCAGCAUUUAUGAAAAGUCGCAUCUGAACCUUACAGCAUUGCUAGAAACAUGCCUAUAAUAGAAAUCUAGUCAGCAGCAUUUUGCUUUUCAAGUGUUAAAAAAAUGUCUUGGCACUCUUGCACAAAGCAGGGGCGUCGUUAGACCCUUUUUACUGGGGCACGUGCCCCAGUAUAAAUCUGCUGUGCCCCAGUAAAAUCUCAAGUUUGAACGAUUGACUUUAUUAGUCAAUGCAUUAAUAAUAUAUUGAUAAUCCUGGAAAAAAUGUACACAGUAUCCCAAUCAACGCUUGUAAAAUCAAAGCAGUUUAACCGAAAACACAAACCGAUGCAUGCAGUCCAGUCCAGGUGUCGGACUCGGCACACAAGUCAGAAUUGAGGUCGGCUAAGAAAACAUUACUAAACUAAAGAAAGUUUCUAAAUGAUAGCCCUACAGAUCAUCUUAUUUUGACUAAAAUAUAAAAAGAAUUAAAAAAACAAAAAAAAACAGUAUUUGCGCUCAAAUGGAGCGAAAAAGAGUUGCGCACUUGCAUUAACUAUUGAUGUCCCUGAAAGCUGUUAUCAAACUUGCGUCUCUGAACUGUGUAAAAUUGGUUAAGCAAGACUAGUUUCUAUAGCCUAGUAGUGCAUUGUGCGCAGCAAGCUUGAAAGAAGAAAAGGGAUAUGAAUAGGGGCCUGUGCCCCAGUAGAGUUUUCAAAUCAAAUCAAAUCAAAUUUAUUUGUAUAGCCCUUUUUACACGCAAGCAUGUCACAGAGGGCUUCACAUAUGCCCAUAGAACUGCCCCUCAACCAACCUAAACCCUCAAGGAAGACAAGGAAAAACUCCCCAAAAAAACUCUCAACGGGAGAAAAAAUGGAAGAAACCUUGGGAGGAGCAAUUCAGAGAGGGAUCCCCUCCUCCAGAGACGGUUGGUGAGAGAGAGGAGCAGAACACAGGCUAAACAUAAUCAUACAGUGUUGAUGGGUUUUUAAAACACCAAAAUCCAUUAUUCAACUUUAUAGAUGUAGGACAGGACCGGGAGACUCGCGACCAGGUCCAGUGUUGGCUGACCGACGACCAGGCAGGUGCUGACAACUCAAACCCCCCACACCACAAGGGAUGUGUGUGGGGGGGACAGAGAGAGGAGAGCAGGGAUUAGAGAAUGCCAGGAGCAGCUAACAGUUACAGUCAUAAUAGAAUGAGAUCCCCACCGGUCAAGUGUGGACUGGUGCAGCAAUUUAACAGAGCAAAAAAGGGGAAUUUGAUGCAACCCCACACACCAAGACAGCGACAGCCCCCCUCAUUUGGAACAUGAAAUCUGUUCCAGGGAAGAGAACUCUAAAAUAAGUUAUACUUAAAGAAUAAGGAUGGAAACAACCCGUCCCCCGUUGCCUUCAACUAGUAACAUACUUACCUUUAACAGUCGUAGAAUUGACUAAACAAGAAAAGUUUUUAACCUAAUUUUAAAUGUCGAAACAGUAUUAGACUCCUUAAUUGAGACGGGUAAUUUGUUCCAGAGAAGAGGUGCUCUAUAUGAGAACCUACCUCCAGCUGUUUUUUUCUUAAUUUGGGGAACCACCAUAUAGCCGGCAUCUUGAGAUCUAAGUGUCCUUGCGGGGCAAUAGGGUGCAAGGAGACCGGAGAGGUACAGUGGUGCCAAUCCAUGCAGAGAUUUGUAGGUUAGUAGUAGAACUUUGAAAUCAGCUCUGGCUUGGAUAGGGAGCCAGUGUAGAGAGACAAGAGUAGAUGUUAUGUGAUCAAACUUUCUUGUUCUGGUCAAUAGUCUAGCAGCAGCAUUUUGCACCCGCUGUAAAUUUUUCAGGUGGGUAAUUGGGAGGCCAGAGAACAACACAUUGCAAUAGUCCAAUCGGGACGUAACAAAUGCAUGUAUUAGUUUUUCGGCAUCAUCCUUUGAGAGAAAUUUUCGUAUUUUGGCAAUAUUACGUAGAUGGAAAAAUGCAGUUCUGGUAAUUUGCUUAAUAUGGUACUCAAACGAAAGGUCUGGGUCCAUUGUGACUCCUAAAUUUUUUACUAGCUGGCUUUGAGAGACUUUGACGCCGUCUAAGUCUAAGGUCAGAUUGGAAAAAUUAUUUCUAUAUUUUUUAGGACCGAAAAUUUGAACCUCGGUUUUAUCCGAAUUUAGAAGAAGGAAAUUUGCAGUCAUCCAAGCUCUCAACCUAGAAACACAUUUUUCCAUAGCAUGUGGAAAUUCUCCAGACUUUAUAGACAUAUAUAGCUGAGUAUCAUCUGCAUAGUUUUAUGUCUAACAACUCCCCUGGCAUAAAGGCUGGGAACGAAGACCGUGAGGUUCUGUGACCUGAAGUAUAACUAAAGUGGACUGUCAAACGGACAGCGUAGCUUGGACUGAAUGUGGGGAUGACUUCCACCAGUCAUUGGUGCCAGAGGUCAUGCUUUGUUGUAUUUCAUUUCUUGCUAAAUUACAAUUUAAUCUUUAAGCUGUGUGUAUGUAAACUAUUGCUGUCUUCCCAUUCUUUUUUUGUGAAGACAUUUGAAAACUGGAAUGGCACAUUUGUGCAUAGAAUGGUUGCUUUUUUUUUAAGAACACAAUAGUGUGUGAACCAAAAUGCUGCUUAUUUAGAGUUAAUACCAUACAGUUUGUUCGACUUCAGUCUGACCAAAUGCCAAUAACAUUAAAACAAUUUUUCAUGG
Messenger RNA from Osmerus eperlanus (European smelt), 3646 nucleotides. RefSeq lists its product as uncharacterized. Bases 282 to 893 code for a protein of 203 amino acids. The transcript is spliced from 2 exons. The record is from RefSeq and is a predicted model, not a curated record. Lineage: Eukaryota; Metazoa; Chordata; Actinopteri; Osmeriformes; Osmeridae.